AUGGAAGGAGGAUCUUCUCUGUUGAAAAUGGAGUGUUUGGCGGAAAAUGAGGAGGGAUGCGCUCUUCCAGAAAAUCUCGAAAACGGAUUUUUCCACUGCCCAAAUGGCCACUUUGCCAAUUCCCGCUGCCAAAUCAUCUGCAACAAUGGCUUCUCUCUUCCCUCAGGAACAAGAUCAGCCGUCAAAUGCACUAAAAGAUUGGCAUGGAAUGCAGACAUAGAAAAUAUCCGAUGUCAACCGGUCUUUGGUUCUGGUGGAGAAAGAGGGAUCGUGAUGGAAACAGGGAGUUUUUGCGAUGCGCCAGAAAUUAGUCAAGAGAAUUUUGUCGGAGAAUUCGAAUGUGAAAGUGGAAUUUACGCUGAUCGAUCAAAAUGUCUUUUGAAAUGCCCACAAGGCUACGUCUCUCAAACCAAAUCACCGAAACAAAACUGGAAAAAAUGCCGCUGCAAGAAAUCUGGCGAAUGUCGCUGGAGCCGUGAGCAGUCAAUCGGAUGUGUCAAACUUGGGGGCACGGUUCAAAAGCCCGAGACUUCAAAUCGACUCGAAGGGCGGAGAAAAAAGCCUUCGCCACCGGUCAUAAGCAAUCUUCUCAGCGAUGGGAUCAGAAUAUUGAUAAAAGAAAUCCAUUCUUGGAAAUACCACGCAAUGGAUCUUUCUCCAGAAAAUAGUCUUCUUAUCGGGCAAGAAAUCGAAGAUGCGAGAAAAUUUUUCCAUUAUGCCCAAAUCGAACAGAAUAAUCAUCAAAACGAAGUUCUAGAAAGAAAAGCGUCCAAAAUCUUGCUGAAAAUAAGAACACCUGAAGAGUUAAACAAUUUUAUUGAUUUUUAUUUGCACUGA
This is a messenger RNA of Oikopleura dioica, 837 nucleotides long. NCBI's taxonomy places the organism in Eukaryota, Metazoa, Chordata, Appendicularia, Copelata, Oikopleuridae. The record is from the annotation of a GenBank genome assembly.